Scylla paramamosain (green mud crab) is the source of this 1406-nucleotide messenger RNA. RefSeq names its product suppressor of lurcher protein 1-like (gene Sol1). The transcript has 9 exons. The coding region runs from base 215 to 1285 and encodes 356 amino acids. The record is from RefSeq and is a predicted model, not a curated record. Gene Ontology annotation, cellular component: plasma membrane. NCBI's taxonomy places the organism in Eukaryota, Metazoa, Arthropoda, Malacostraca, Decapoda, Portunidae.
AGUAGCGGGCAGGGGAGAUGUUAGCAGACCCAACAAGUGCCUGGUGAGGUUUCCGAGGUGAUCGAUGUAGCGUGUGUCUCCCGAGGUUGCGACUGGCAGGUUCAGACACUCGGUGAAAGGUACCAGGGGGUGAUACAUCUUGCCGGCCCCUCAGUAAGCAAGAAGGAAGAGCUUUCGAUCACUACCGCCACCACCACCGACCACCACCGCCAGCAUGAAUCACUACCUCAGCAGACAAAUAACCACCACCACCACCUGCCUGCUGCCUCUCCUGCUACUACUGCUGGCGACUGGGACUCCUCACAAAGUCACCGCCAGACGUAUCAAGAACAACGAAGUGCUGGGGUGCAACGAGGUAAUGGAGGCGUGGCGGGGCAGGGACGGCCACUGGUUGGGUAUGAACGGCUCCCUCAUCAGCCCUAACUUUCCCAUGCCUUACCCGUCCCGCCUACAGUGCCGCGUGGAUCUGAAGGCGCCGCAGCAACACCGCAUCAGGCUCCACUUCACCCACUUCUACCUCUACCAUCCGCUCAACUCCUCCCACAGAAACUGUGAGGUGAUGGACUCCCUGACGGUGAGCGAGAGUCCCACAAGCAGGCUGGGAACUUUCUGCGGCGUCGGGAAACCCCUGCCCAUCAUGUCUUCGGGGUCCUUCCUCAGCCUCGUCUUCAGAAGCUUGACCUCUGGGCCCCACGUCACUGGUUACCGGGCCAUCUACACUUUUCUCAGAGACUUCGGGUUGACGUCAGGCCACCAACUGCUCCACCACCCCUGCACCUUUGAGUUCAAUUCCACUUUGUACCCGAGCGGGGAGAUCCACAGCCCCAACCCAGGAGGCAAGUACCCGAGGAACACUGUCUGCCACUACGUCUUCCACGGCCGCAGCGAUCAGAGGGUCAGGCUGGACUUUAAGUUCCUGGACGUGGAGGGGGUGGCGCCGUGCUCGUUAGACAGCGACAGCGACUUCGUGGAGUUCAGCAGUCAACCGGGGGAGCAUGAGUACGUACUGCCGCGUAGGUGUGGACGCUUCGCCCCUAAGGCAGUGGAGUCCGAGGGGUCUUUCCUGCGGGUGACCUUCAGGAGCAACCACAAAUACGAGGGCCUGGGGUUCGCAGCUUCCUUCAGGUUCUUUACUGCCAAGAACAAGAAGACCCCCGGCCACAUGCAGCCUCUGUCCGUGGCCGCGUCAGGUAGCGGCGGCGUGUGGUGGUGGCGGCAUGACAGGUGGUUGGCGGAGACUGUAGCGAGAGUGUGUGGGGUUUUCCUCCUUCUGCGCCUUCUGUAGCGUUGGUUUUAUCAUUAUUAUUAUUACUAUUAUCACUAUUAUUAUUGGUAUUAUUGUUAUCAUUAUAGUGGUAAGUGUGUGUCCAUGUAUUAUAGUGUGAAUAAUAAAAGAUAUAUAUUUA